Messenger RNA from Ostrinia furnacalis (Asian corn borer), 921 nucleotides. Its product is annotated as GATA zinc finger domain-containing protein 1. Gene Ontology annotation, biological process: chromatin organization; regulation of DNA-templated transcription. Lineage: Eukaryota; Metazoa; Arthropoda; Insecta; Lepidoptera; Crambidae. Bases 94 to 855 code for a protein of 253 amino acids. Gene Ontology annotation, molecular function: sequence-specific DNA binding; zinc ion binding. The transcript is spliced from 3 exons. Gene Ontology annotation, cellular component: nucleus. The record is from RefSeq and is a predicted model, not a curated record.
AAUAGAAGCUGCGAUUGUAUACAAAUGUGAGAAACUUUUUCAAAGUAGAAAAAUACCCCAAAAAUACUCUAUCCAAGCUGAAAUUACCAAAAUAUGCCUAAGCCGACGUGCGUUCAGUGCAGUACAAACGAUUCUUUACUUUGGCGAAGCGCUGAAAAUGGGCAAAUAUGCAACGAGUGUCACCUAGUGAACACUGCGAGCAAAGAGACCAAGCCGGAGGCGGCUGUGAAACUCGAGCACGAUGUGAAGGAAGAAAAAGACGACGGUGACAGUAAGAGCGGGAAGAACGAGUCGGAGUCCACUCCAGCGAAGGCUACAGGGAAGGGAACUAGAAAGAGUACGCGAUCGACGCGUUACAAGCCAAAGACGCCAGCGCCCGCGCCCGCCAAGCCGCCGGCGCCGCGCGGCCGCGGCCGCCGGAGCAUCUUCAAGCGGCAGCCCGUCAAGGCUCCCACCGCCACCGCCACUGUUGUCACAAGCGAUUCAGUAUUUUAUCAGGGCUCGUACAUGCAAGUAGGAGACAUAGUGUCAGUGACGGACCUGGAAGGGGACAUAUACUACGCACAGAUCCGCGGCUUCAUGACGGACCAGUACUGCGAGAAGAGCGCCGUGCUGACCUGGCUACUGCCCACCAAGGCCAGCCCACCACCUGAGAAGGGAUUUGAUCCUGCUACUUAUAUUAUUGGACCUGAAGAAGAGCUUGCUCGGAAACUUGAUUCAAUGGAGUUUGUGAUGCACGCACCCUCAGACUACUACAAGGCCAGUAAUAGUCCGUACCCACUCAUUGACAGUGAAGUCAACCACUACACUGGAUACAUCUGGACAUCACUCGAGGCUAAGGAGAGAGGGUCUUAGCGAUAUCAUCUGUUUAAGGUUAUUUUUGUAUUACUUAGUUAUAAUGUGUUAAAAAUAUGACGAUAA